UGUCCAGUGAGAGCAGAGGAGGUAUUCAGAGAUACUGAAGAGGACAGUGGCAAUUCAUGCCUUGGAAACAACGGCAGACAGACCAUGGAAAUAAUGGUGAAAGGGUUUCCUCUGAAGGUGAUGAAUAUUCCAUGGAGGAAUAAUAACCUCAGUACUCUGCACACAGAUCCUCCCCUGUCCGAGCAAGGAGAGACCAUCAUCGGCGUCUACCUGUUAGUGUUGGGAUGGCUGUCCUGGUUCGGAAACAGUUUAGUGAUGUUCAUCCUGUACAGACAACGGGCGUCACUUCAGCCGACAGAUUUUCUAACUUUAAAUCUCGCCAUCUCCGAUGCCAGUAUCUCAGUGUUUGGCUAUUCCAGAGGGAUCCUAGAAAUCUUCAACGUCUUCAAAGAUGACGGAUAUUUGAUCACCUGGAUCUGGACCUGCCAGGUAGACGGCUUCUUCACGCUGAUGUUUGGCCUUGCGAGCAUCAACACCUUGACCGUUAUCAGCAUCACCAGAUAUAUAAAGGGAUGUCAUCCAAACAAAGCAUACUGUAUCAGCAUGAACACCAUCGCUAUUUCACUCAUCUGUGUUUGGACUGGAGCCGUGUUUUGGUCUGUCGCGCCACUACUGGGCUGGGGCAGUUACACAGAUCGAGGUUACGGCACCUGUGAGGUGGACUGGUCCAAAGCCAACUACUCCACAAUCCACAAAUCCUACAUCAUCUCCAUUCUCAUCUUUUGCUUUUUCAUCCCAGUGAUGAUUAUGCUCUUCUCUUACGUCUCCAUUAUCAACUCAGUGAAAAACACUAAUGCCAUGUCAGCCGAUGGUUCACUCACCACACGCCAAAGGAAGGUGGAAAGGGACGUCACAAGGAUUUCCAUUGUAAUCUGCACGGCUUUCAUCUUGGCCUGGUCGCCAUAUGCAGUGGUGUCUAUGUGGUCGGCCUGGGGCUUCCAUGUGCCAAACACAACCAGCAUCAUCACCCGCCUCUUUGCCAAGUCUGCCAGCUUCUACAACCCACUCAUCUACUUCGGCAUGAGCUCCAAAUUCCGCAAGGAUGUCUCUGUGCUGCUGCCGUGCACACGCGAGCGCCGGGAGGUGGUGCGCCUGCGACAGUUCAAGAACCUAAAACCCAAGGCCGAGGCGUCACCCGCACCUGCGUCGCUUCCUGUUUACAAGCUGGGGGUGACCUUUAAAGAGGGAAAGCUGAACACAUACAAUCCUGACAGUGACUCGGGGGUCAACAGCCCUCCUCGCAGUCCUCCAUCUGACCCACAGGAGGUCAUCCACAUCGAUGUGCCAUCACACAUCGAAACAUCACAGUACUGGUGUGACAGGCUGUAAGACCAUGGACUUCAAACUUAACUCACUUGAACGACAAGGGGAGAGUAUUUGUUUUAGUCUUACCCAUCUUAAUGCACUGUAUAACCAACAUUAAUAAAUUACUUUCAGUUUCACACAGUUA
This is a messenger RNA of Solea solea (common sole), 1450 nucleotides long. RefSeq names its product opsin 6, group member a (gene opn6a). The record is from RefSeq and is a predicted model, not a curated record. The coding region runs from base 85 to 1329 and encodes 414 amino acids. Gene Ontology annotation, biological process: G protein-coupled receptor signaling pathway. Gene Ontology annotation, cellular component: membrane. Lineage: Eukaryota; Metazoa; Chordata; Actinopteri; Pleuronectiformes; Soleidae. Gene Ontology annotation, molecular function: G protein-coupled receptor activity. The transcript has 6 exons.